Hordeum vulgare subsp. vulgare (domesticated barley) is the source of this 285-nucleotide messenger RNA. Its product is annotated as DNA mismatch repair protein MLH1-like. The record is from RefSeq and is a predicted model, not a curated record. Gene Ontology annotation, cellular component: MutLalpha complex. Gene Ontology annotation, biological process: mismatch repair. The transcript has 2 exons. Bases 1 to 285 code for a protein of 94 amino acids. Gene Ontology annotation, molecular function: ATP hydrolysis activity; ATP-dependent DNA damage sensor activity. Lineage: Eukaryota; Viridiplantae; Streptophyta; Magnoliopsida; Poales; Poaceae.
AUGGAGGUCGAUGGCGCGGCGCCGCGCGGCAGGGGCGGGGGCGGGGAGCCGCCCCGCAUCAGGCGGCUGGAGGAGUCGAUGGUGGACCGCAUCGCCGCGGGGCAGGUGAUCCAGCGCCCGUCGGCGGCGGUGAAGGAGCUCGUCGAGAACAGCAUAUACGCCGGUUCCUCCACCAUCUCCGUCACCGUCAAGGACGGCGACCUCAAGCUCAUCCAGGUCUCAGACGACGGCGAUGGCAUCCGGGAGCUGCCAUUCCAUGGACAAAUGAGCGCACGACUCCAUUAA